ACGAAUUGAACUAACAGAACCGAAACGUUUAGAGCAUGUUGAGUUUAAUCACAAGUCGCGUUACCGCUGGGACGGUGAGAGUUAAAUGACGUCUUUAGCUGUCGAUACCUCACGUGGGCAACGCGAAUACUUCGUUGAAGACCAUUAUUAGCUCUAAUUGACAUCUAAUGUCAAUAUCUUCUCGAAUACCUUUCAAAUAGGGAUUUCUGCUGUUCCUAUUACUGCUUGUGUGAUCUGCAUUCAAUGUUACGAGAGAAAGUAGCCAUAUGGCCGCUGUUUGCUGAAGUGUGACCUCGCACCUGGACACCGUGGCGCAUGGACACACUUGUGGACGCGUGAAAGAGCAAUUUGGCCCCCCGCUUCCAGGGCCCCGAUAAAUAGGCGCUUCCUGCCCUCAGUCCCACAUCUCCUGAGAACGUAGCACUGGACAGACCGCCACACGGAACCAUGGACACGUCCAACAGCAACAGUGGAUUACCUUCUGCCUUCCCCGGAGACAACGCGUCUCAGCAGCCGGGUGCUUGGUGGAGACCAUGGACUGGAACUAAGGACACACGUGGGACACACAGAGGUCACUGUAACGACGGAGACGUUUCUGCUCCGCAACACCACAAAACCCCUCAGGUCGUUCACCCAGUGAAGUUGUUCUGGCCGAAGUCGCGAUGCUUCGAUUAUCUGUACCAGGAUGCAGUGAUGCUCCUGCGCAACUACCCGGUCCAAGCGACCAUCUCCCCGUGCGGGGACUCCAGCAGCGACGAAGACAGCGACGAUGAAGAGGAGGAGAUGGAGAAGGAGUUGAACUGAACGCUUUAAAUAGGACCCGUGCUGUAUAAUCUAUUAAUAUAUUUCUUUUAACUUAUUGCUGUAUAUAUGUAUGUAAAUAUACUUUUUCACCUAUUUACCAAACAAUAAUGUGAAUGCUUAAGUUAUUCUUUUAACACUUCUACCUCCUUUGUACUUUUAUAAAAA
This is a messenger RNA of Pungitius pungitius (ninespine stickleback), 969 nucleotides long. RefSeq names its product ripply transcriptional repressor 2 (gene ripply2). Bases 448 to 804 code for a protein of 118 amino acids. Gene Ontology annotation, cellular component: nucleus. The record is from RefSeq and is a predicted model, not a curated record. The transcript is spliced from 3 exons. Gene Ontology annotation, biological process: negative regulation of transcription by RNA polymerase II; embryonic pattern specification. Lineage: Eukaryota; Metazoa; Chordata; Actinopteri; Perciformes; Gasterosteidae.